Molecule: messenger RNA, 1937 nt
Organism: Salvia miltiorrhiza (redroot sage)
Lineage: Eukaryota; Viridiplantae; Streptophyta; Magnoliopsida; Lamiales; Lamiaceae
Product: transcription factor bHLH30-like
Exons: 2
Coding region: 881-1669 (262 amino acids)
Biological process (GO): regulation of DNA-templated transcription
Molecular function (GO): DNA-binding transcription factor activity; protein dimerization activity
Source: RefSeq, a predicted model, not a curated record
UAUAUAUAUAAAAAAGAAACAAUAAUUAAAAGUUUCUUAAGGUUGAAAAUUCGUUAUUUUAAAGUUUUUAAAAUAACGUUGAAAAUUCGACUCUUUCAUCAACCCAAGAAUUUCAUUUUUCGUAUUUAUAAGGUCCAAAUGCAAUUCAAUCACCAUAGCUUUGCUUCUUUUUCAGUGGGAGCAAAUUGGCCUAUUUGGCUGCAAACACACACACACCACAAUCACAAAAUCUGAGAUAUUCUCUUCUUUUCCUCCCUUUUUCGUUUGUCCAAUUUAUCGGAUUCUUCUAGAAGCUCGAAAAAGAUUCUGAAAUGCAGGAAUUCGACACCUUCAAAAUGAAAAAUAAGCUAAUUUUUCAAUAGAUUUCUGCGUGUUCAUCUCAAUUUUCCGACAAACCUGCGCCGAAACCCAGUUCGUGUUAUUGAUUUUUUCAUCUCUCCUUCAUGAAAACAAUGUCCACGCCAUUGCUGAUUAUCAUAAUCCCUUCUGUUGCAACCCUCAAAUUUCAAUCAAAAAUGCUUGCUUUCUGGUUUGCCCUCGCCACUCGCCCUCCUGGCCUCGACCCAUAAAUUCCUCUUCUUCUUUUUUCACUUUCCUUUCCGAUUUGUGUGAAAAGUUUCAAAUUUGUGCUGGAACUUCAGAUGUUCUUGACGCUCAGACACUCAUAAAUUAGUGGCUAAAGAUUAAUACUUUUUCGUGGCUUUAAUAGUUUUGGAGGGCUGUUUGACACACGAAGCAUGUGUUAUUUGUGGCAUGCUCUGUGCUGAUCUCUUGAAACGAAUAUCUUGAGAAUAUUAUAUUUCUUGAGGUAGAGAUUCGUAUUUCAAUUUAACUAGUAUUUAUCACAGUUAAAUUAUAGUGGGAUUAAAAGUCUUGUAGUAUGAUGCAUUGUGAGAAUCAGUAUGGUUUCAACAUUGAGUCUGAUGGUGGAGAGUUUGUGAAUCAAUUGUUGCAUAACUCAAGUAGGAAUGUUGAAAAUAGAAGCUGUUUGUUGAUGCCUGUUAAGCAGUCUUUGGUGUUGGAUGGUGAGAAGGGGGAGUUAGUGAAGGCUUCGGGGAGAAUGGGGAAGAGAAUUGGGGUUUCGGAGACGAAGACAGUAGAGGCUUUGAGGAGCCAUAGUGAGGCAGAGAGGAGGAGGAGGGAAAGAAUCAAUGCACAUUUGGAGAGCCUUCGGGGGCUGGUACCGAACAAUGAAAAGAUGGACAAAGCGACCCUACUAGCUGAAGUCAUCAGCCAAAUAAAACAGCUGAGGACAACCGCGUCACAAGCCAGCGAAGGCCUGCACAUCCCGAUAGACACGGAUGAAUUAAAAGUCGAAACACUUGAGAAUCAUACUGGUGAUGGCACGUUCUUGCUUAGGGCUUCGCUCUGCUGCGAACACUUGCCUGAUCUGCUGUCUGAUGUGAGGCAGGUGAUCAACAACCUUCCGAUUCGAGUGCUGAAGUCCGAGAUAUCUACGUUGGGAAGCAGGGUGAAGAUUGCGUUCUUGAUCACGACAGUUGAAGGGAACGAUUCUGUUAGGGAAUUUGUGGUCGGUUCAGUUCGUGCAGCUUUGAGCAAUGUUCUUGAGAAGGUGUCUGCAUUGGCGGAGUCUGCUGAGCAACUGUUUAUCCCUCGUAAGAGGCAGCGGGUUUCGUGUCUCGAUUCUUCAUCGUACUUGUUCGAGUGAGAGUUUGUUGCAGAUGAUGAUGUUGAAUGCAUCAUGAGUUUUAUGUUGUGUGAGUUUUCAUGGUUUGUGUCCCAACGUGGGAAAGUGAGCACUGAUUAGGCUUUGUGUAUAUUGAAGAAGGAUCUCCAAAAUAAUUCGAGGAAGUGCAAUUGCAAUGGUCGAAAAUGGGUUGGACUCGGGUAUGAGUUCGAUUCGUUUAAGAUAAGACCUUUGUCAUACAUCUUUAGUAUUCAGACAAUUAUGAAAUAUAAUCAUUGUGUUAUAACAA